UAUAUUGCGCUACCGUAUAACGAGCAACCCGUCGCGGGCACGUUCAGAUUUCCGCGGAUACAACCUAUCAAGUCAGCAUUGAGUAUGUAUGAGUCUAAGCAGGUGACAACGAGCGCAUUGAAUAAGCGGCAGGGCUUUGGGAGCAGCGGCAAGACAAGAAAUGCAGGUGCCGUACGACUCGGUCGCGCCUCAAUACUUGCGCCCAAACCGGUGCAAGUCCCUCCCUUUUGCGUUGCAUUCCCUGUGGUCACCAUGCCGAAGCAGAUUACCGAGAUCAAGGACUUCCUCCUGACCGCCCGUCGCAAGGACGCGCGGUCGGUGAAGAUUAAGAAGACCGGCAGCACCACCAAGUUCAAGGUCCGCUGCUCCAAGUACCUGUACACGCUCUGCGUGGCUGACUCGGACAAGGCCGACAAGCUCAAGCAGUCGCUGCCCCCGGGCCUGAACGUGACCGAGCUGUAAGCGGGAAGCGGAUGGAUGGAAUAGCAAAACCCAGGGAGUGAAUGUAACGCAGGACACGUGUGGC
Molecule: messenger RNA, 526 nt
Organism: Chlamydomonas reinhardtii
Lineage: Eukaryota; Viridiplantae; Chlorophyta; Chlorophyceae; Chlamydomonadales; Chlamydomonadaceae
Product: ribosomal protein L38
Exons: 3
Coding region: 253-462 (69 amino acids)
Biological process (GO): protein-RNA complex assembly; translation
Cellular component (GO): ribosome; cytosolic large ribosomal subunit
Molecular function (GO): structural constituent of ribosome
Source: RefSeq, a predicted model, not a curated record